GCGAUGACUCUUUUGUGAGUUUGUUGCCGCGGAGGGGAGUCAUCUAUUGUCUUGUCACUGAUAGGUUUUGUGCUCGAGGGGUCAUUUUCUUUUUAAUCUGCUGGUUUGGACAUGAAUAUUUUACGAAAUUGGUGUAUUGUUGGUUACGGGUAUUCUCCAAAAUUGGUCAAAUUUUGUUCGGUUGGGGUGUUAAAGAUAUCUGCUUGAUACUAUAUGAAUCACCCACACUUGUUCUAGAGGUAGAUUUUAUUAUUUAUUUUUAUAUUAUAUAAUGGGUAUUCUCCGAAGUUGGUCUAUUGUGCGAGUCUAGAAAUGCCGGAGGAGUUUGCAUGAGACAAGAAAAUGAUGGUUCUGAAGACUUUGUUGCUUCUUCUUUUUUUGAAUGUGAUUUCGUUUGUGGUGAUUGCAAAUCCACCAACAUGUCCAGCUGGUCUUGAUAAGGACUGCGGUGAUUCGAGUCAAUGGAACGGCGAAUUCUUUCCUGAGAUUCCCAACAUUAAGUAUGAGGGCCCUUCUAGCAAGAAUCCACUUGCGUAUAAAUGGUACAAUGCAGAAGAAGAGAUUCUUGGGAAGAAAAUGAAGGGUUGGCUGAGAUUUAGUGUUGCAUUUUGGCACACAUUCCGUGGGACUGGUAGUGACCCAUUUGGUGCAUCUACAAAGUAUUGGCCAUGGGAAGAUGGAACAAAUUCAGUAGCCAUGGCCAAGAGAAGAAUGAGAGCCAAUUUUGAGUUCAUAAACAAGCUUGGAGUUGAUAGAUGGUGCUUCCAUGACAGGGAUAUAGCCCCUGAUGGCAAAACCCUGGAGGAAAGUAAUGCAAACUUGGAUGAAGUAGUGGCCCUUGCUAAGGAGCUUCAGGGAACCAAGAUCCGCCCUCUGUGGGGUACAGCUCAGCUGUUCAUGCAUCCCCGCUACAUGCAUGGUGCCGCUACAAGCUCUGAACUAGGUGUAUAUACAUAUGCUGCUGCACAAGUCAAGAAAGCCAUAGAGGUCACACAUUAUUUAGGUGGAGAAAAUUUCGUGUUUUGGGGUGGUCGUGAGGGUUAUCAGACUCUUUUGAAUACAGAUAUGGGACGAGAGCUUGAUCAUAUGGCAAGUUUCUUUAAGGCAGCUGUUGCUUACAAGAAGAAGAUUGGAUUCAAUGGUACAUUGCUCAUUGAACCCAAGCCUCAGGAACCUACCAAACAUCAGUAUGACUGGGAUGCAGCAACAGCUGCUAAUUUCCUACGAAAAUAUGGUCUUAUAGGAGAAUUUAAACUUAACAUCGAGUGCAAUCAUGCCACCCUAUCUGGUCACAGCUGUCAUCAUGAACUUGAAACCGCAAGACUUGGUGGUCUGCUGGGAAAUAUUGAUGCAAACACGGGUGACCCACAGAUUGGUUGGGAUACUGAUCAGUUUCUCACAGAUAUUGGAGAGGCAACUCUGGUUAUGCUCAGUGUGGUGAAAAAUGGUGGACUAGCACCAGGAGGAUUCAACUUUGAUGCAAAACUGCGUAGAGAGAGUACGGAUGUUGAAGAUUUGUUCAUUGCUCAUAUUACUGGAAUGGAUACCCUGGCCCGUGGACUUCGGAAUGUGGCCAAGCUGAUUGAGGAUGGUUCUUUAGCUGAGCUUGUUCGCAAGAGAUACCAGAGUUUUGACACGGAACUUGGAGCUCAAAUAGAGGCUGGUAAAGCAGAUUUUGAAAUGCUCGAGAAGAAAGCCUUGGAAUGGGGAGAACCCAAAGUUGCUUCGGGCAAGCAGGAGCUGGCAGAGAUGAUUUUCCAAUCUGCACUGUAGAAAACAGCAUGAGGGACUCUCUGGUGUAUUAGUUCUUUCUUGUUAGAGAAUAAGACAGGGAGAUAGAUGACUCUAGGAUGGGAUGAUAUAUUGAGUAGGAAAAUGAUAAGAGUUACCACUCUACUAAUACUCAUCUACUACUAUUUUUUAUUUGAUUUUUUUAAUUUUUUUAUUUUACUUAAUGAUUAAAGAAGUGGAUAUUAGUAAA
Molecule: messenger RNA, 1981 nt
Organism: Carya illinoinensis
Lineage: Eukaryota; Viridiplantae; Streptophyta; Magnoliopsida; Fagales; Juglandaceae
Product: xylose isomerase-like
Exons: 21
Coding region: 343-1773 (476 amino acids)
Biological process (GO): carbohydrate metabolic process
Molecular function (GO): xylose isomerase activity
Source: RefSeq, a predicted model, not a curated record